CAUGCGGCGCACAGUCCCGCCGUGCUGCCAUAUGAGAGUACGGUUUUUAUUAUCAUCUUUUCAUGAGCCGUUACGUAAUAGAUUUAUGUUUUCAUUAGGUCCCGCUGUCUGUUGUUCAUUGUCAGGUCCACAGGGGUCUCACACCAUCCGUCAUGUCCCGGGGGUUUGAUCACGAGAUCUGAGAACUUUCUUUCUACCUGCGAAUCCUUAAAGAAACGAAACCAACUCGACAUGAUGCUCUGAGAAACAUUGGGAUAUCCCGCAUCCACAUUCUCAAAACGACUCGAGUAACCUUAGUUUGGUUUCCUUGUGGUUUUGUGUAGUUUCUUCUUAAAAGCGGAAGUAACCCGCCUUUAGAUCGGCGUCGCCGCUGUUGUUUAUAAACGACAGGUUCCUGUUUUUCAGACCAUGGCAAACGAGCACUCGCCUCUUCUUGUUCACGGGGUGUACAGCAUGAUGGGAGAUGCUGAAGAUUCCAGGGGUGGAUCAGCAGUGACAGGAGAGGGAUCCCCCAAAUCAAACCCCCGCAAACUCAACACCUUCUUUGGUGUCAUGGUGCCCACCAUCCUCUCCAUGUUCAGUAUCGUGCUCUUUCUUCGCACAGGUUUUGUUGUGGGCCAGGCCGGUCUUCUCCAUGGUCUCCUCAUGCUGUGUGUGGCCUACUUCAUCAUUUCAUUGACAAUCCUGUCGAUAUGUGCUAUUUCAACUAAUGGCGCUGUGGAAGGGGGCGGGGCCUACUUCAUGAUCAGUCGUUCCCUGGGGCCAGAGUUUGGAGGUAGUAUCGGCCUGAUGUUUUACUUGGCGAAGGUAUGUGCAUGUGGCGUCUAUGUACUCGGCCUGGUGGAGGCCAUACUGGAUGUCUUCGGGAAGGAUCCUGGCUCUGCUGUGUCACAUGGGCUGCGUGUGUUGCCGCAGGGUUACUGGUACACUGUGUUGUACUCCUCUGUAGUGCUGUUGCUAUGUCUGGUGGUGUGUCUGGUCGGUGCUCAUAUCUACGCCAAAGCCUCUUUUAUCAUUCUGCUGGUGGUGACGGUGUCACUGAUCUCCAUCAUCAUCAGCCCCCUUAUAGUCAGUCCACAGCGCUUCAACAUCACACACACAUAUGGCACCAACCACAGCGUCACUGUCAACCCCAGCUACACAGGCUUCAACGGCUCUACAUUGAAGAACAACCUUGCACCACGCUACUCUCUGGACUACAGUACCAACACAGUGAUGUCUUUCGCCACUGUAUUUGCUGUGAUGUUCACUAGCUGCACAGGCAUCAUGGCAGGAGCCAACAUGUCUGGUGAGCUGAAGAACCCCAGUGAGUCAAUACCUAAAGGGACCAUCAUAGCGGUGUCCUACACCUUCUCUGUCUACCUGCUUCUCUUCCUGCUCCUGAGCUCUACCUGCGACAGGUCGUUGUUGACCAAUGAUUAUGCAGUUUUCCAGCGUGUGAACAUAUGGCCUCCGUUGGUGACGAUUGGGGUUUACUGCGCGUCUCUCUCAGCUGCUAUGUGCUGCAUGAUAGGAGCUUCCCGAAUCCUCCACGCUCUUGCUCUGGACCAGCUUUUUGGCCUGCCUCUGGCUCCGGCUGCAGUCACCUCCAGCUCUGGGAACCCAUGGGUGUCUGUGCUGUACACCUGGGGCCUGGUGCAGUGUACGCUGUUUGCAGGACAGCUGAAUGUGAUUGCUGGUAUCGUGACAGUAUUUUACCUUUUGGCAUAUGCUGCGGUGGAUUUGGCCUGUCUGGCUCUGGAAUGGGCUUCCGCUCCAAACUUCAGGCCCACAUUUCAGUUUUUCUCUUGGCACACAUGUUUGUUGGGUAUUGUCAGCUGUGUGGUAAUGAUGUUCGUGAUAAACCCAGUGUAUUCCUCGGCCAGUAUCGUCCUGCUGCUGCUCCUCCUGCUGAUCCUGCACUACCGCUCUCCCACCAGCAGCUGGGGCUACAUCAGCCAAGCACUAAUCUUCCAUCAGGUGAGGAAGUACCUUCUGAUGUUAGACUCCCGUAAGGAUCAUGUGAAGUUCUGGAGGCCUCAGGUCUUACUGAUGGUUGCGAACCCACGCUCCUCCUCUCAGCUCAUCUGCUUUGUCAACCAGCUGAAGAAAGGAGGGCUGUUUGUUCUUGGACAUGUGCAGAUCGGAGAUCUUGACCUGUUGCCCUCUGACCCAGUGCAGCCGCAGUAUAAUUUCUGGUUGAGUCUGGUGGAUAAGUUGGGUGUAAAGGCCUUUGUGGAUCUGACUCUUUCUCCCUCCGUGAGACAGGGCACUCAACAUCUGCUCCGCAUCACUGGACUGGGAGGUAUGAAGCCUAAUACCCUGGUAUUGGGCUUCUAUGACAACUGCUACCCAGAGGACUACUUCCUGCAGGACCCCGUCUUUUGCGAGGGUGAUAGGGGUGAGGGGGAUAAUUUCGGGGUUGACCUCCCAUCCUUACAGGCUCAUUUCCCACUGGUACGUCAUGCGGAGAGCCCUCGCACGCUGCAGCCCGAGGAGUACGUGAGCAUCAUCCUUGAUGCCAUAAAAAUGGGCAAGAAUGUUUGUUUAGCCAGGUACUUCUUCCAGCUACCUCCUGAUAGCAAAGGUGUUACAUGCAUUAGGGGAAAUGAAAGCGUGGACACCAUCGACGUGUGGCCGACAAACCUACUGUCGCCUGACAGUGGCAGUUACGCAGACGUGUGCAGUCUUUUCCUGCUUCAGAUGGCGUGCGUGUUAAACAUGGCCAGCAGGUGGCGUCGUGCAAGGUUACGUAUAUUCGUCUGUGUGGAGUCCGAAUCGGGAGACCAGGGCUGGCUGGCUAAAGAGGAGCAGUUUAGAGAGUUGCUGGGCAAGCUGAGGAUUCGUGCUUCUAUUAAGAUUGUGCCGUGGGAUAACGUGGCACGCAUGUUUAGAGCGCAAAGCUCAGAGAGGCAAAAAGUGUCUGAAGACUUCCUGUGUGCUGUGAAUGCUCUACUGAAGGAACACAGCUCUCCAGCAUCGGUGCGCUUCCUGUACUUGCCCCACCCUCCCUCCAGUUCGGACUCGGAGCUGUCACAGCAGUACCUGUCGCAGCUGGACGCAUUGACGCGAGACCUGGGCCCAGCUCUCUUGAUUCAUGGGGUCACACCAGUCACAUGUACUGAGCUCUGAGAAACAAUAACCAAAGCGUGUUUGUGUGAUAGAGAGGAAAAUCUGAAAUGUUAGUGAGCGGAAUACAAGUGCUCCUUAAUUGGUGGGUGAUUUUGAAGACCAUUAUAAAUGGGUGGAGUUUGUUCUCUUGGGAAAUAAGUUAUUUAAAGGUGGAUGGAUGGAGUGUGUGUUAUCAGUGAAAACGGCUUGUGUUUAUGGGUGUAUACUGCCAAAUCAUGUUGCAGAGUGCAGUAAUUUUUGCAUUCUUCCUGCGUCUCCGUUUGAUCUCAUCAACAGAAAGUUUAGUGUUUUCGUGGAAAGGGAUUGUGUGCAUAUGCAUUUAAAUGGCUAAUGCUCAUUCAAGAGUCAGACAGUAAGUGUAAAUAUUUAAACAGAUCACAUGAUCCAUGUGUUUGUGCAAGACACUGGAUGGAAAAAAUAACAUUGACUUUAAUUAGGAUGGAAAGAAAGCGUUUGUUUAAAUGGGUUAUGGUUAUUGUUGACACUGUAAUAGGCCAAAGUGAGCCUGUUCACUCAAUUUUUUUUUUUUUUAUUGUGAUUGUACAGUUGGAUCAAUUUGUUAAUCAUUUCUGCCUUUUCUUAGUAUGAAACAAACCCUCUGAACCCAUUUUGACCCAGUUAGAGCUUUCAGGCCAAUGAGGAGUCCUCACGCCACGGGUUUAGGUCAUGUUUGGUGUGGUGGCAGAAAUGCUGUUCUCAGCUUUCCAAUUAGAGUUCUUAUUCAUGGUGUAUUUACUGGAUAAUCAUAUAGACUGGCAUGCUAUGUUAUUUAUUAUUAUUGCAUUCUUGUAUGAGAAAGCAGGGAGAAAGAGUGAAAGUGUUUUCAUGUGAACCUGUUCUCAUUAGUAGGUUUGGAUUUCAUAUUGUGGGGCUCAUGGAAUUCCCCUGACCAUUUGCAUAACCUUUUUGCGUUACCUUUAGCACCAUUUUGUGCGUUUCUUGCCGUUUUUACAGUUAAAAUGCUUUUUGCACUUAUGAAUGUUUUGACUGGCUGAAGGGAGAGGUGAGUGAAUGGCUUCCGAUUGGUCAGAGCUGAUGAUGAUGUUUGUGUUGAGUCUGUGCUGGUCUUUGGGAACUGAAAAGGGACACUGGCUAUAAAUAAUACUUGAAUAUUUUGCAUAUUUGCGCGUGUGUUAGUUUGUUAUCAUUAACAAAAAACAAUGCAGAAGCCCAAGAAUAUCAGGCCUUUAUCAUAGCUGUACAACAAUUGAGGUCUUAUGCUAAAUAAGUAAUUCCAUUCUGUAAACAUGAUUAUAUAAAAAAUGUUUUUAUGGUGCUUCGAGUAUGUAAAAAAUGCGUUACACAAUCCAGUUUACAUAUAAUAUUUAGAAAUCAGAAAUUAAGGCACAUCAUUAACAUUAAUAUACUUUCAAAAAUACAUUCAUACAAUCACAGUAUACAAUCAUGAUCUUUGGUUGACAAUUUUAGCUCAACAGGAAGUUCAGUUAGGAUGUAGCACAAUUACCCAGAACUUCUUAGCACUGUACAGUGUAUGCAAUAGCUUAAUCAUGCGGCUGAAUGUAGUGUUUGUAAACCGAAGACUAAAUGAUUAAAAGAAACAUUUGUCAUCUUUUCCGCUCAUUGACUCUUUCUUUAUGCUGAAAUUAUAAUUCUAUUCCAUCCUAGAGUGUGUUCAUGUCACAUUAUGGAAAAGCAAUAAAUACAUGAAGUAUUUAAAUAGCCUACUACAGUAUAAACUAGCUAUUAUGAAGUAGUUAAUGUGUUCCAGUCCUGUCCAAUGGCU
This is a messenger RNA of Pimephales promelas (fathead minnow), 4855 nucleotides long. RefSeq names its product solute carrier family 12 member 9 (gene slc12a9). Gene Ontology annotation, molecular function: potassium:chloride symporter activity. The record is from RefSeq and is a predicted model, not a curated record. Lineage: Eukaryota; Metazoa; Chordata; Actinopteri; Cypriniformes; Leuciscidae. Gene Ontology annotation, biological process: chloride ion homeostasis; chloride transmembrane transport; potassium ion homeostasis. Gene Ontology annotation, cellular component: membrane.